Messenger RNA from Peniophora sp. CBMAI 1063, 2622 nucleotides. Lineage: Eukaryota; Fungi; Basidiomycota; Agaricomycetes; Russulales; Peniophoraceae. The record is from the annotation of a GenBank genome assembly.
AUGCUUCCGACUACCUUUCGUUUCUUUGCUGGCGCCCUUCUCGGCGCGUCUUUCGCCUUGGCGCAGUCCAACUCGUCCGUCGUCUGUGUUGCCGGACAAUGUUUGGAGGGGUUCUCAAAUACAACCAUUGGUGUUCGUUUGAAUUCGCCCAGCGUAGGCGUGGAGGUCCAGCUACUUCCGGGCCAGUACAGCUCUUCAACCAACCCCCAACUCCUACACGAGAUUCUCACGAGCUCCUCAACGCAAUACACGCCCUCGCCUGGAUUCAACUCGUCCUCUUCAUCAUCACCACUACCGCUCGGUGUCGCCCUACAGCCUGGCUUCUCGAUCUACUCGUCUCCACUCUAUGCUGGCCAAGCCAGCUUCGCGCCUCUACCCCAGAACGCCACGAACACAAGUAGUGGUUUCUCUGCGUCUUCACUCGCGAUUUCCGAUGGCGUGUGGCUGGCGGUGAAGGCGGGCACAUCCCAGAGCCGUAUGAUUCUCUGGGACUCGAUCCCGGAUACGUCGCAGAUCAACGGCUUGACGAGCCUAACCCUCGUGGACAUGCAAUCCAGCUCAUGCUCGACGCCAUGCUCCAGCGCGGGUCUCUGCACUACCUCGGGCAAAUGCAGCUGCCCUACCGGCUUCACUGGCGAAUCAUGCGAGACAUGCGCACCCGGCUUUUUCGGCCCUACCUGCCAGGCGUGCCCAGCGAACUGCACCUCGUGCGAUGAGGGGAUCUCCGGGUCCGGACGCUGUCUCACACCUAUUGUGUCCAACCCUCCCUCCAGCUGCAACUGCCUCAAUGGUCAAUGCCAGUCAAAUGGCCAGUGCACCUGCAACUCCGGAUGGACGGCCGCAUCAAACGGGACCGCGUGCGCCGCCUGCGCUGCUGGCUUCUUCCUCGACUCUAAUGGCGACUGCUCGAAAUGCGAGCUCGGUUGCGAUCAGUGCGAGAGCGGCAGUGGAAUUUGCACUGCUUGUGCGUCCGGCUUCACGCAGGACGCGAACGACCGGACCAAGUGCAAUGCUGCGACGACCGUCACUUCGAGCGGCACGCAGUGCCCCGACGGCAGCUUUAGCAACGGGACUGCCUGUGCGGCGUGCUCCACGAGCUGUACUACAUGCAAUGGACCAACGUCGAACGAUUGCAUCGUAUGUGCCAACGGCCAGUAUAAGCUGAAUGGGACUUGCGUUACGACCGACUCGAACGGUGUCUGUAGCGGCUCGAGUAUGGUCGCGAACAACAACAAGCACGAGUGUGACUCGUGCCCUUCGAAGUGCACCAGUUGUGCGAUCUCUGGUUUCAACGUCGCAUCUACUAUUGAUCAGGCGAAGUGCACCGGAUGUCUUCCAGGGUUCGUCCUGAACAACGGUCAGUGCGUUGAGAGCUGCCCAAGCGGUACAUUCUUGUCGCCGAAGGAUAACCUGACGUGUACCGCUUGCUCUUCGACCUGUGGUACUUGCGCGGGAUCUGCCGACUUCUGUCUCACCUGCGCGAACAACGCCCUUGCCUCGAAUGGCCAAUGCGUCACGUCUUGCCCUUCCAACACGUUCUCCUCGUCCGGGGCCUGUGUAGCUUGCCACCCCGACUGCGCGACUUGCUCCGGCACCUCGUUCAGUCAGUGCAGUUCUUGCCCUGCCGAACGUCCCGUUCUUUCCAAUGGUCGUUGUCUGCCGACUUGUUCCAAGAACCAGUUCUUCGAUACCGCCUCAAGCUCGUGCCAGUCCUGCGACUCGAGCUGUUCAAGCUGUUCCGGCUCUGGUCCGAGUAGCUGCUUGGCCUGCUCCAGUUCGAGUCAGAAGCUUAGUGGAGGAACCUGUGUAGACGCGAAGUGUUCGAACUCGAGCUCCAUCAUAUCUGGCCUGGGCGUCUGCCUCUCGGACCUCGUAGCCGUACCGCAAGCGUCGGGGACCACUACACCGCUUCCCACCAUCAGUGGGCUCACGGCGCCCGCAUCCAACACGACGAAGACCACGGCCCGUCUUGAGUGGUGGCAAAUCCUACUCAUGGCGCUCGGCUGCGCAUUUAUAUUCGUCGCGAUCCUCUGGCUGUACCGCAGGCGCCAGCUCAAGAAGCGCGCUCAGGCAACGGCGGCGUUUGCGGCUGCGAAGAACCUCCACCGCGGCAACUGGCGAUGGCGUUUGGCGGAGUUUGGUCAGCGGCUCUUUGGAGGUGGUAACCCCGAGGAGAGGCGUCAGCGCGCGGGACUCAAGCAGCUCAAACUUCGGAACGCUGAACAGGAACGCCAUGCGCUUGUGAUGGGGAAACUCGGCGGCCCGUCGUCGCUUCCCUCGUAUCACGAUCACUCCCGCGCGUCCUCGCUGAAUGGGCACGGACAGCGCUGGAGUGGAGGAGACCACGAAUCUUUCUACUCUCAGGUCACAGGCCUACCACCGCGCGCUCCCGUUCCGCGACAGCCGGUGCGGGAUCCUGCUCCCAUGGCAUCACGCUUUUCGUGGACGACCGUAGGCACCACGCCGUUCCCUCGAUACCAGACCGAGGCACAGCGAUACGCUCAGUCUGUAAGGACGGCGAGCCCGGUGCCCUCCGAACCUGAAGGAGAACGUGGCAGCUAUUGGUUGAAGCCCAACAACACUGGCGCGACAACACAAUCGACCAACCCCUUUAGGCGAUGA